AUGAUCCUGCGAGAGUGGAGCCUGAAGACGCCGUCGCUCGAAGCGAGCGUGGUCAGCCUGUCGAGCAGAGCACAAGCGACUUGUCAGGACUUCAGCCAGAAUCUCAUCCAUCUGCAUGGCGCUCACUACGACUCGACGUGGAGUGCUCAGAUGAACGUCUAUCGCUUCGUGCAGCCCGGCCAAGCCAACUCGAACGCCAAAGUGAUGCAUGCCGUCUCGCUCUCGACCACGGGAGACUUGCUCGUGAGCGUUCAUGAUCCGACAAGGCUGGCUGUCGAUCCAACACGAGCGACGACGAGCAUGGUCGUGGAAGCGAGCGCGUUCAAAGAGCUCGUGGGCGGACCUUUGGGUGCAAGGCAGGCUCAGGCACACCCGACGGGCACCCUCACAGGCUGGCAACAUCGCCCUCGGCAGCUCAGUCUGACGGGGCAUGUGCUGCUCGUCAAUGACAUGCGAGUGCUCGUUGGCUAUGCCACCAGCGGUGACAUUGCGCCCUUGAGCUACUUCAUCCUCGCUGAACACCUUGCGAUCGAUCUACCUGCUGAUUCGCGUGUGCUGCUCGACGGUCUGCAAGCAAUCUUGCCAUCGCAAGUACACUUGCUCCCACCGCCCGGUCUGCCUGGCCAGGAUGGCGAGCCCAAGGUGCCGUCAAGUGCAGCGACAAAGGUAGCACAGGCAUUGCUAGCGUUGUACCGCGCAAAGCAAGCCAUCUGA
Mixia osmundae IAM 14324 is the source of this 714-nucleotide messenger RNA. RefSeq lists its product as uncharacterized. NCBI's taxonomy places the organism in Eukaryota, Fungi, Basidiomycota, Mixiomycetes, Mixiales, Mixiaceae. Bases 1 to 714 code for a protein of 237 amino acids. The record is from RefSeq and is a predicted model, not a curated record. The transcript has 3 exons.